UGCCGGCGCCCGGGAUUGUGGGAGCGGGGGGGACGCGGCGCGGGGAGGGGACGCGGCCGCGGCUGGAGGGUUCCGGUGUGGGGCGCAGACGUGUCGGCCGGGGCCGCGGAGCGACAGGCGCUGCCCCUGCCCGCUCGGAACCCUGCCCGGCCCGGGGCCGGCCCGGCGGCACCAUGGCCGGGACCAGCAGCCCCGAAGCGGUGAAGAAGCUGCUGGAAAACAUGCAGGGGGACCUGCGGGGCCUGAGUCUGGAGUGCCGUAAAAAAUUCCCCCCCGUCAAAGAGGCUGCUGAAUCAGGAAUAAUAAAAGUGAAAACAAUAGCUGCAAGAAACACAGAUAUUUUGGCAGCAUUGAAAGAGAACAGCUCAGAGGUGGUUCAGCCUUUUCUGAUGGGUUGUGGAACAAAAGAACCAAAGAUCACUCAGCUGUGUCUAGCAGCCAUACAGAGGCUCAUGUCUCAUGAAGUUGUUUCGGAGGCUGCAGCUGGAAACAUUAUUAAUAUGCUUUGGCAAUUGAUGGAGAACAGUCUUGAAGAACUUAAAUUGCUCCAGACAGUUCUUGUACUUUUAACAACCAAUACAGUUGUGCAUGAUGAAGCACUGUCCAAGGCAAUUGUACUUUGCUUUCGAUUGCACUUCACAAAAGAUAAUAUCACAAAUAACACUGCGGCAGCUACAGUGCGGCAGGUAGUGACUGUCGUGUUUGAGAGAGUGGUUGCUGAAGAUGAACGAUACAAAGGUGUCGUUGACCAGCCAGCUGCAGUUCAAGGGAAUAGUAAUAGAAGAUCUGUCAGUACACUGAAGCCAUGUGCUAAGGAUGCAUAUAUGCUUUUUCAGGAUCUUUGUCAAUUAGUUAAUGCUGAUGCUCCCUACUGGCUUGUGGGUAUGACAGAAAUGACACGGACAUUUGGACUUGAACUUCUUGAGUCAGUCCUCAAUGACUUUCCACAAGUGUUUUUACAACAUCAGGAAUUCAGUUUUCUUCUUAAAGAAAGGGUAUGCCCUCUUGUUAUAAAGCUCUUCUCCCCAAAUAUCAAAUUCAGGCAAGGUUCCACCACCUCAUCUUCCCCAGCACCAGUGGAAAAACCAUACUUUCCCAUCUGUAUGCGUUUGCUGCGAGUAGUUUCUGUUUUGAUUAAACAGUUUUACAGUCUGCUGGUAACGGAAUGUGAAAUCUUUCUGUCAUUACUGGUUAAGUUUCUGGAUGCAGACAAACCACAGUGGCUACGAGCUGUUGCAGUAGAAUCUAUUCACAGGCUUUGCGUGCAGCCUCAGCUAUUAAGGUCUUUUUGUCAGUCGUAUGAUAUGAAGCAACAUUCCACUAAAGUUUUCCGUGAUAUUGUGAAUGCACUGGGGUCCUUUAUCCAGUCUCUAUUUCUUGUACCAAGCACAGGAAACACAUCAGCAACUCCAAACCAAACUGGAAGCAAUGCAUCAGGGAAUACUGGCUCAGCACAAACUAACCCAGGAAUGCUUGGAAUGGGUGGAGGUGCUACUGUAUUACCUGCUUUUGAGUACAGAGGCACUUGGAUUCCCAUCCUGAAUGUAACAGUACAAGGCAGUGCUAAAGCUACAUAUUUGGAGAUGCUAGACAAAGUUGAGCCACCUACAAUUCCUGAGGGCUAUGCAAUGUCAGUGGCAUUUCACUGUUUGCUGGAUCUUGUCCGUGGUAUCACUACCAUGAUCGAAGGAGAGUUGGGAGAGGCAGAAACUGUCAUUCAAACCACAACAGAGGCAACUUCAUUACCAGCACAGUCUUCAGAGCAAGAUUUGCCGUCUGUUUCUGACCAAUCAGAGAAAGAACUAGUUAGCAGAGCUGUCUGGGAAGAAAUGGUGAAUGCUUGUUGGUGUGGUCUUCUGGCUGCUCUAUCCCUUCUACUUGAUGCAAGCACUGAUGAAGCUGCCACUGAAAAUAUUCUAAAAGCAGAAUUGACCAUGGCUGCACUUUGUGGAAGACUGGGUCUUGUAACAUCAAGAGAUGCCUUUAUUACUGCCAUUUGCAAAGGAUCCUUGCCUCCUCACUACGCCCUUACUGUAUUAAACAGUACAACUGCAGCUCUGUCCAGCAAAUCAUAUUCCAUUCAGGGGCAGAAUGUUCAAAUGAUUAGUCCCUCAAGUGAAUCUCACCAGCAAGUUGUAGCAGUAGGGCAACCCUUAGCUCUUCAGCCACAGGGAACAGUUAUGCUGACCUCAAAAAAUAUCCAGUGUAUGAGGACAUUACUUAACUUAGCUCACUUCCAUGGAGCAGUUCUUGGUACAUCGUGGCAACUUGUCCUGGCUACCCUUCAGCAUCUUGUGUGGAUUCUGGGACUGAAGCCUAGUGUUGGGGGUGCAUUAAAACCUGGAAGAGCUGUGGAAGGGCCAAGCACAGUUCUGACUACAGCAGUUAUGACUGAUCUGCCAUCUAUAUCCAGCAUGAUUUCAAAGCUUUUUGAAAACUCACAGUACCUUGACGAUGUGUCUUUACAUCACUUAAUAAAUGCCCUUUGCUCCUUGUCUCUGGAAGCCAUGGAUAUGGCCUAUGGAAACAAUAAGGAACCAUCACUUUUUGCUGUUGCUAAAUUACUGGAAACGGGACUAGUUAACAUGCGCAGGAUUGAGAUUCUUUGGAGACCUCUGACCGGUCAUCUUCUGGAGGUCUGUCAGCAUCCCAACUCCAGAAUGAGAGAAUGGGGAGCAGAAGCUUUAACUUCUCUCAUUAAAGCAGGACUGACAUUCAGACAUGAUCCUCCAUUAUCUCAAAAUCAGAGACUGCAGUUGCUUUUAUUGAAUCCACUAAAGGAGCUGUCAAACAUUAGUCAUCCUGAUAUCAGGAUCAAGCAGCUGGAGUGUGUGCUACAGAUUUUACAGAGUCAGGGUGACAGCUUAGGACCUGGUUGGCCAUUGGUGCUUGGAGUCAUGGGGGCAAUCCAAAGUGAUCAGGGAGAGUCCUUAAUACGGACUGCAUUCCAGUGUCUUCAGCUGGUUGUGACCGACUUCCUUCCUACAAUGCCAUGUACUUGUCUGCAGAUAGUUGUUGAAGUUGCAGGAAGCUUUGGACUUCACAAUCAAGAGCUAAAUAUUAGCUUAACUUCAAUUGGUUUGCUGUGGAAUAUUUCAGAUUAUUUUUUCCAAAGAGGUGAAAUAAUUGAAAAGGAGCUAAACAAAGAAGAAGCAGUGUUGCAGAAACAGGCAGAAGAAAAAGGAGUGUUGCUGAACAGACCUUUCCAUCCUGCAUCACCAUUUGACUGCCUUUGGUUAUGCCUGUAUGCCAAACUUGGAGAACUGUGUGUGGAUCCCCGACCUGCAGUUAGAAAGAGCGCUGGGCAGACAUUGUUUUCUACUAUUGGUGCUCAUGGAACUUUACUGCAACAUUCAACGUGGCACACAGUAAUAUGGAAGGUUUUAUUUCACCUGUUGGAUAGGGUUCGAGAAUCUUCUACGACAGCUGACAAAGAGAAGAUUGAAUCAGGAGGAGGCAACAUUCUCAUUCAUCAUUCAAGGGAUACAGCUGAGAAACAGUGGGCUGAGACAUGGGUAUUAACACUGGCUGGAGUUGCAAGAAUAUUUAACACUAGGAGAUACUUACUGCAGCCUCUAGGAGACUUUUCCCAAGCCUGGGAUGUUCUUCUUGAUCACAUCCAGUCAGCAGCACUUAGCAAAAAUAAUGAAGUUUCCUUGGCUGCUCUGAAAAGCUUCCAGGAAAUCCUACAAAUUGUUUCUCCUGUUCGAGACUCUGAGAAGCCUGAGACACCACCUGCCAUCAAUGUUUCUGUACCUUUGGUGGUAGGGACAACUACUGCCACUAGUCUUGGCAGAUCAUUCAUGAGAACAGACUCCAUAGGAGAAAGAAUAGGAAGAUAUAAUGGAUCUGAACCUCCUGUAAUAACAGAUGAGAUUGAAGAUUUGAAUCUUUGGUGGGCAGCUUGGAACAGCUGGUAUAGGAUUGGAUCAGAAAGUACAAAGCCUCCAAUUACUUGUGAUAAAUUGACUUUCAUUCCCAGCCAGCCUUUUCUUACAGCAUUAAUUCAGAUAUUCCCAGCUCUUUACCAACACAUCAAAACUGGUUUCAGCAUGGAUGAUCUCCAAAAGCUGGGUGUCAUUUUGCACGGUGCUGUUUCAGUUCCAAUCAGUUCAGAUGCUUCCCCUUUCAUCCUUCCAUCUUACACUGAAGCAGUUCUGACAAGUUUACAGGAAGCAGUGCUUACAGCUUUAGAUGUUUUACAAAAGGCUAUAUGUGUGGGAUCAGAAGGUAUGCAGAUAAUGUAUCCUGCAAUCUUUGACCAACUACUGGCCUUUGUAGAAUUUUCCUGCAAGCCUCCACAGUAUGGACAGUUGGAAACAAAGCAUAUUGCAAAUGCAAAGUAUAAUCAGAUACAACUUUUUGCACCGGCGGAAUGGGUGGCAUUGAACUACGUACCAUUUGCAGAGAGAUCAUUGGAAGUUGUGGUGGACUUAUACCAAAAGACAGCUUGCCACAAAGCUGUGGUAACAGAGAAGGUUCUUCAGAACAUUAUUAAGACACUUAGAAUACCUCUUAGUCUGAAGUACUCAUGUCCUUCUGAAAGCACAUGGAAGCUAGCUGUGUCCUCUCUUCUCAAAGUUCUCUCCAUUGGACUACCUGUUGCAAGGCAGCAUGCAUCUUCCGGAAAAUUUGACAGUAUGUGGCCAGAGCUAGCAAAUACUUUUGAAGACUUUUUAUUCACGAAAAGCUAUCCUUUCAGAACGUUGUACAAAAAGCUUCAAUCAAAAGGAGAAGUGUAAGAGAAAGAAAGAGCUCAGCUGAACUCUCAAUAUAUGGCAUAAUCUUUCUGAACAGGACAGGGAGCUCUGUAUGGACUCCCAAGGACAUUUACUCUAGAUUUGAUAAAGAGUUGCUGAUAUGUACACAAUUUGUUCCUUUCUUCACUUUGAACAGAGUUGCAACAGUAUUUUAUUCUAAUUAACAGCAUUAAUUUUAUGUAAUUGUCUGAGUUCCAUCUUGAAAUACUCCACUUACUGUGAAUUUUUGAAAGUUUUUUAGUACACUGCUGUUCACGUAGAAGCCCAUAGUUAUGUUAUAUUUGUUUCUACCUAAGAUAAAUUGACUGCACUUUAAUAAUUAACCACUCUUUAUUUAUGAUAAUUUUUGAAAAGUGUAUCUAAAUAGUCAUAUAUAUCGACUAUAAAGAUGGACAGAUUCCUCUCAAGAAUGGAACACAUUCUCAAUCUACAAUGGGCAGGCUGAGAAAGUCCAGAAGUGAUGCUCAGAGACAGACAGUUUAAUCAAAGAAUCAUAGACUGGUUUGAGUUGGAAAGGAUCUUAAAGAUCAUCUAGUUCCAAACAGCCUGCCAUGGGCAGGACACCCUCCACUAGACCAGGUUGCUCAGAUCCCCAUCCAGCCUGGCCUUGGAUCUAUUAAUUUGUUCAAACAAAAGACUAUAAUAUUAGCAAAACACUGUAAAUUUUCAGAAUAUAAAAAAAGCUUGCUUCAGAGAAUUUUUUUGUCCCUUGGCAAUGGGUAAAAACUUGUUUCAGUACAGCAAAGAUUUUCUAGGUUAGACAUUAAGGGUUCUCUAAGGAAGGUUAGGUAUUUUAGAUAAUUGCUUAGGAGUGGUAUGGAAUUUCCAUUUUCUGUAAACAUCUGUGGGCAAGCAUCUUUUAGGAUCUUUCUUUUUAACAGAAAACAGUAAGAUUCUUCAGUGCCUUACACUAAUAUGCUCUGUGUUUAGUUUUGAAACACACAAAAGUCAGCAAUCAAACACAGCUGUAUUUACUAAUGAUGGAUAAAUAGCAGCUUGCCCAAAACAAACAAGCAAACAAAAAAAAUACCAAUGAGAAUUUAUUUUAGAGACACAUCCAUUAGUGAAAAUGUGUAAUAAUGAAUGGGUUUGGAAUAUCAUCAAUAGGAUUACAUGGCAAUCAGGUGAAAAACCUUCCUAUUGUUUUUACAUUUACUUGAAAGAAAAUUCUAUUAAGUAGAAGGACCUUAAAAUAGAAAAGGCCAUCCAUGAUGGCAUAAAAGACACUUCCAGUUUUUAUCAUCACAGUUUUUAUUUUAUGCUUCACUAUUUCUUUAAUGUAAAAUAAUCUUUGCAGUAUCUUGCUUGGUUUUCUUUUCAACUGCAGUUAGUAUUCUUGCUUCCAUUCUGAGACAGGCAGUCCACAUCAGUUAACACCCUGUAAUCUAUCAUUGUUGGGUGUACAGAAUUCAAAUUAAGGUUUUUCAGGUUAUUGUAGAAGAAUGUAUGUUCACUUAAAAGUUGCUUUGGAAGUGCAUAUUACUAUUUGUUGUAAUUUAAGUAUUCCUAAAUAUUUGCAAAGCAAAUUAAACAUUUCCAUUUUGCAUGUUCUUAGCUGAACAAGACUAGUACUGCCACAGUGUCUUGGUAUUAAUUGUUCAUAAAUUCAGGGAAUCAAAAUUAUUCCAGCUCUUUAGUGUAAUUCAGGAUAAUCCACUAUCAUCUGCAUGACUUUCUGGCCAAAUCUGUUUGUCUACAACAAAUAUGUUUAAUUUACAGUGAGCGAUUUAUACUUUACUUGAAUAUUAUUUCAAACGUAGAAAAUUAAUCUUAAUGUGUUGCUUGCUAGAAACUAUUACUCUUUUUGUUAAUACUAAUAGCUUUUGUCAUUUGUUAUGUAUGGGCAAAUAUUCUCUGGAGGUAAAAGAAAGAUAGUACUUGUGUGAAUGUUUAUGAUGCCUUUACAAUGUCUGUCUUAAAUCUGGUUUUGCCUCUUUAGCAACCAGAAUGUAUACUAUAAUUUAACAUACAAAAUGUGUUUUAGAGAAAAAUUUUUAGUCACAAUUAAAGAUGUCCUUAGAAAAGUGUAGGAAACUUUUUUUCACGUAGAAAGUUUAAAGUUUAAAUUAAUUUAAAGCACUAAAAAUAGGCCGGUAUAUUGUAGAACCACAUGGCCCACAGCAAGAUAAUUUGACCUAUUAGUAUAAUUAAUGGCCACUAUCAUUAUGCUUUCCAGGCUUGUUGUGUGCAGAUUAAUUUUGCUUAUGUAGUUGUAUUUUGUGUGGCCACAGAAUAUCU
Molecule: messenger RNA, 6998 nt
Organism: Vidua chalybeata
Lineage: Eukaryota; Metazoa; Chordata; Aves; Passeriformes; Viduidae
Gene: MON2
Product: MON2 homolog, regulator of endosome-to-Golgi trafficking
Exons: 31
Coding region: 174-4742 (1522 amino acids)
Source: RefSeq, a predicted model, not a curated record